CAAAAGGAGAGGAGUAAUUGGAUCCUUCCAUCAGGCAAACUGGAAGCAACAGAGCAUUGUGUAGCAGAUCAUAUUUCUGCUGUUUCAGAGGAGGACAUUUCCCUUUUUCUUUUAGGGUCCAGUGUGCUUUGAAGAUGUUGCUGUUUGUUUCACGGACGAAGAGUGGGCGUUGUUGGAUCCUGACCAGAGAGCUCUGCAUAAGGACGUCAUGGAGGAGAAUUGUGGGAUCGUGGCCUCUCUUGAUUGUGAAGAAUCGGAAAUUGAGAACAAAGGUGACCACGAUAAAAUCCCCAGGGAGGAGAAGCCACGUAAAAAUUUGGAGUGUGGAGAAAGCUGCAGUCAAAACUCCCAUUCCACUUCCCAUCAACAAAAUAUCAUUGGAAAGAAAGACUAUCAGUGUGCGGAAUGUGGAAAGAGCUUCAGGAACAGCUCCAAUCUCACCUCCCAUCAAAGAAUUCAUACAGGGGAGAAACCCUAUCAGUGUGUGGAAUGUGGAAAGAGCUUCACUGAAAGCUCCAACCUCACUUCCCAUCAAAGAAUUCAUACAGGGGAGAAACCCUAUCAGUGUAUGGAAUGUGGAAAGAGCUUCAGUCAGAGCUCCCAUCUCACUUCCCAUCAAAGAAUUCAUACAGGGGAGAAACCCUAUCAGUGUGUGGAAUGUGGAAAGAGCUUCAGGAAGAGCUCCGAUCUCACUAAGCAUCAGAGAAUUCAUACAAGGGAGAAACCCUAUCAGUGUGUGGAAUGUGGAAAGAGCUUCCGUCAGAGCUCCGAUCUCACUUACCAUCACAGAAUUCAUACAGGGGAGAAACCCUAUCAGUGUGUGGAAUGUGGAAAGAGCUUCAGGCAGAGCUCCCAUCUCACUUCCCAUCACAGAAUUCAUACAGGGGAGAAACCCUAUCAGUGUGUGGAAUGUGGAAAGAGCUUCAGGAAGACCUCCUCUCUCACUUCUCAUCAAAGAAUUCAUACAGGGGAGAAACCCUAUCAGUGUGUGGAAUGUGGAAAGAGCUUCAGGAAGAGCUCCUCUCUCAUUUCCCAUCAAAGAAUUCAUACAGCGGAGAAACCCUAUCAGUGUGUGGAAUGUGGAAAGAGCUUCACAGAUAGCUCCAGUUUCACUAGGCAUCAGAGAAUUUAUACAGGGGAGAAACCCUAUCAGUGUGUGGAAUGUGGAAAGAGCUUCAGUCAGAGCUCCGCUCUCACUAAGCAUCAAAGAAUUCAUACAGGGGAGAAUCCCUAUCAGUGUGUGGAAUGUGGAAAGAGCUUCAGUAGGAGGUCCAAUUUCACUUCCCAUCAAAGAAUUCAUACAGGGGUGAAACCCUAUCAGUGUGUGGAAUGUGGAAAGAGUUUCAGGAAGAGCUCCUCUCUCACUUCCCAUCAAAGAAUUCAUACAGGGGAGAAACCCUAUCAGUGUGUGGAAUGUGGAAAGAGCUUCACUCAGAGCUCCUCUCUCACUUCCCAUCAAAGAAUUCAUACAGGGGAGAAACCCUAUCAGUGUGUGGAAUGUGGAAAGAGCUUCACUGUUAGCUCUAAACUCACUUCCCAUCAAAGUAUCCAUACAAAGGUUGGAAAAACCAGUAUAUAGCUUUAGGAGCCAGGCAAAUCCACACCUUUUUAACCAGGCCUUUUUCUUAUUGACAUCUAAUACUAUUUUAACGUGAUGUUUUGUGUUUUUAUGUUGUGUUUUUAUGUUCUAAGCAUUCUGAGACGUGGGUGUAUGAAUACAGCCACUCUUAAAUUCCUAGGGGUCUUUGCCCCCCCCCAUAAAAUAUUUGAGGAGGCCACCCCCCAGGGUUUUUUUGUGUUUUUUUCAAAUGCAACCUUUUAUUCUUCCUCAACUUGCCAUACAAUUUUGCUAUCCAUUUGCCCUUUUAAGAAAUUUUUAAAAACCGCGCAAAGGUCAUGAGAAAAACAAAAUACAAGAAAAUACAAAUGUGGACAGGUCCCAUCUUUGCGGGCCAAACGCAAAAGUUGCUUUAAAGGAGGCUUUCCCAAACUUGGGUCCCCAGCAGCUCCCGGGACGAUAGUUUCCAUCAUCCCUCCCCAUUGCUCCUUCCAGCUAGGGAUGAUGGGAGUUCUAGUCCAAAAACAGCUGGAGACCCAAGUUUCCUUUAAAGGGAAAGUAGGCUGGCCCUGUUAUUCCCUCUGCUGGCCAAAAGCACUGCCCCAGAAUCUGAACCACCUUCAGUACUCCUAAUUGGAAUUUAUAGAGCACAAAACUGAAGUUUGAUCGGCACUUCUACCUCUAGGGAGCUUCUAGGUGCUUUCUGCACCACCUAGAGUACCCACAGAAUUGUGGCUUCUACUGGCAACACACAUAUGAGAA
This is a messenger RNA of Podarcis raffonei (Aeolian wall lizard), 2320 nucleotides long. Its product is annotated as zinc finger protein 420-like. The transcript has 3 exons. Lineage: Eukaryota; Metazoa; Chordata; Lepidosauria; Squamata; Lacertidae. Gene Ontology annotation, molecular function: chromatin insulator sequence binding. Gene Ontology annotation, cellular component: chromosome. The record is from RefSeq and is a predicted model, not a curated record. The coding region runs from base 209 to 1579 and encodes 456 amino acids. Gene Ontology annotation, biological process: regulation of transcription by RNA polymerase II.